AGGCCCUGAGUCCAGUUUCCGGUUCCGCUUCCCUCGCGCUUCGGUUUUUGGCUUCAGAACCGGUUCCGACCCGGAUUGUGAGAGAAACUCGGACUCGGACCCGGAGCCAGGAGAAGGUCAAGAGCGGAGACGGUGAGAAAAAGGGAGUCGUCUGUAACUGAAGCUUCGUAAUGUUCAGGAAAAAAUUAGAUAAUCGUAUCCGGGUCCAAAUUGAAAAUGGUGUGGUACAGCACCAAAGGACAAUGUUUGUCAUUGUAGGAGAUCAUGGCAGAGAUCAGGUGGUUAUACUUCAUCAUAUGUUGUCUAAAGCUACAGUAAAGGCCAGGCCAUCUGUACUGUGGUGUUACAAGAAGGAACUUGGCUUCAGCAGUCACAGGAAGAAGCGGAUGAGGCAAUUACAGAAGAAGAUAAAAAGCGGUACACUUGACCUCAAGCAGGAUGAUCCCUUUGAACUUUUUGUGGCUGCAACUAACAUUCGAUAUUGCUAUUACAAUGAGACUCAUAAGAUCCUGGGUAACACGUACGGGAUGUGUGUUCUGCAGGACUUUGAGGCCCUAACUCCAAACCUUUUGGCCAGGACUGUUGAGACAGUGGAAGGGGGUGGACUUGUUGUGAUUCUGCUGAGAACUGUCAACUCCUUGAAACAGCUUUAUACGAUGACAAUGGAUGUCCAUACACGUUUCAGAACAGAAUCACAUCAGGAUGUGGUUGGCCGAUUCAAUGAAAGGUUCAUACUUUCCCUGGCAUCCUGCAAGAAUUGCAUUGUGAUAAAUGACCAACUGGACAUUCUGCCACUUUCUAGCCACAUUUUCAAUAUCAAACCUGUCCCACCGAAAUCUGUGGAGGACAGCUUAACGCCUCGAGAGGUUGAACUCAAAGAACUUAAAGAAUCUCUCCAUGAUACACAACCAGUAGGAGUCCUUGUUGGUGGCUGCAAAACUCUCGACCAGGCUAAAGCAGUACUGACAUUCAUUGAAGCUAUUUCAGAGAAGACACUCAGAAGCACAGUUGCUUUAACUGCUGCCAGAGGCCGUGGUAAAUCUGCUGCAUUGGGACUGGCCAUUGCAGGAGCUGUGGCAUUUGGGUAUUCCAAUAUCUUUGUCACCUCACCAAGUCCAGACAACUUACACACCCUAUUUGAAUUUGUUUUUAAAGGCUUUGAUGCCUUACAGUAUCAGGAACAUUUGGACUAUGAAAUAGUUCAGUCCUUAAAUCCAGAGUUCAACAAAGCUGUGGUUCGAGUUAAUAUCUAUAAGGAGCACAGACAGACCAUCCAGUACAUCCACCCUGCAGAUGCAGUUAAACUGGGUCAGGCUGAGCUGGUGGUAAUUGAUGAGGCAGCUGCCAUCCCACUCCCGUUGGUGAAGAAAUUGCUGGGUCCCUACCUUGUUUUCAUGGCCUCCACCAUAAAUGGAUAUGAAGGGACAGGUCGCUCACUCUCUUUAAAACUGAUACAACAGCUACGCCAACAAACUGAUCAGAGCCAAAUCAACAUGACUGCAGAGAAUAAAACCACUUCCACUGCCAAACUCAGCACAGUACGGUCCCUGCAUGAGGUUUCUUUACAUGAGGCAAUUCGAUAUGCACCUGGAGACCCAGUGGAGAAGUGGCUGAAUGACCUGCUAUGCUUAGACUGUCUGAAUAUACCUCGAAUCAUCUCAGGCUGCCCACUUCCAGAGAAAUGUGAUCUCUACUAUGUGAAUAGGGACACACUGUUCUGUUACCACAAAGCAUCUGAGGCCUUCCUGCAUAGAUUGAUGUCUCUGUACGUGGCAUCCCAUUACAAGAACAGUCCUAAUGACCUUCAGUUACUUUCUGAUGCUCCCGCUCACCAUCUUUUCUGCUUGCUGCCCCCAGUGCAGCCUACUCAGAAUUCGCUGCCAGAAGUACUUGCUGUCAUUCAGGUGGCCCUUGAGGGAGAGAUCUCUCGUCAGUCUGUAAUGAACAGCCUCUCUCGUGGGAAGAAAGCAUUUGGAGAUCUCAUUCCCUGGACUGUGUCAGAGCAGUUUCAGGACCCUGACUUUGGAAGCUUGUCUGGUGGACGUAUUAUCCGAAUUGCUGUACAUCCAGAUUAUCAAGGGAUGGGAUAUGGAAGCCGAGCUGUAGAGUUGCUGCAGUUGUAUUAUGAAGGGAAAUUUCCAUGUCUAGAGGAGCAAGAGAGCCAUAAAUCCACCGAGAUAACCACCAUCAGCAAUGAGGCUAUCAGUUUACUCGAAGAGAUGUUGUCUCCACGCAAAGACUUGCCACCAUUACUGCUGAAACUCAAUGAGCGGCCAACAGAAAAGCUUGAUUACCUGGGUGUAUCAUAUGGACUCACGCCACAGCUGCUGAAGUUCUGGAAGCGAGCUGGAUACGUUCCAGUGUAUCUAAGGCAGACACCUAAUGAACUGACUGGUGAACAUUCCUGUAUAAUGUUGAAGACACUGAAUGAGGAGGAGGAUGUGGAAUCUACACGAGAGAACUGGCUCCUUGCCUUCUGGACAGAUUUCCGAAGACGGUUUCUGUCCCUCCUGUCUUACCAGUUCAGCAGCUUCCCUCCCUCAGUGGCACUGAAUAUUCUUCAGAAUAAAAUCAUGAAACAGGAAUCAAAGCCAAGACUUAGCAGGUCUGAGCUGGACACUAAAUUUACACCAUAUGACCUGAAAAGAUUGGAGAUGUACUCGAGAAACAUGGUGGACUACCACCUGAUCAUGGAUAUGAUGCCCACUAUUUCUCAGCUGUACUUCCUGAACCAACUUGGUGACAUCUCAUUAUCUGUUGCACAGUCUGCAAUGCUGUUGGGUAUCGGACUUCAGCACAAAUCUGUUGACCAGCUUGAGAAAGAAAUCGAUCUUCCGAGUAGCCAAUUGAUGGGCCUUUUCAACCGGUUAAUCCGCAAAGUCGUGCAGCUUUUUAAUAACAUUCUGGAAAAGGCCGUGGAGGAACAAAUGAUUACCGCAAAGGAGAUAGUCAUGGAACCUACAAUCAAGUCACUUUCUGAGGAUCUGGAGGAAGCAGCAAAGGAAUUCCAAGAAAAACACAAAGAAGAAGUUAAAAAAUUAAAAGGAAUGGAUCUAACCCAGUAUAUGAUCCGUGGAAAUGACGAUGAAUGGAAUGAAGUGUUAAAGACAGCAGGAGAGAAUGCCACAGUUAUCAGCAUUCAGGGUGCCAAAAGAAAGCAAGACUCUAGAGAGAGAGGCGGUCUCCAGCUACUGAAGAAACGAAUGAAAAAGAAUAAGGAAAAGAAACCAAAGUGGACAAGAUAAUUUACAUGACCAAAUUAACACAUUUAUUUGAAAUUUAGUCAUUCAUAUCCAGCCUGGUUGAUGGAAAAUUGUGGCAAUAAGAGGGAGUUCUGAUUAAUUUCAGUCACCCCCACUGUAAGAAAUGAGCCUCUGAGCAUGAUGGGAAGUCAUGGACUUUGCAGAAUUGCAGAUGACAAGUUUAGUAUUUGCUGCAUCUCGUUUUAAAAUUCUGGAAUUCUCCAAGAGAUGACCACAUCUUCCUCCUGCCCCACACACUCUGACAUUUCCAGGUUUGCUAUUGGAUUUUUAAUGCAGUUGCUCCAGCCAAGUUGACAUCCAUGCUGUUGAGUUUUAAGCAUUGUGGAUUUAUACAAAGGAUGACUUAAUAAUAUGUAAAAAUGUUAUUGUAAAAAUGAGAUGUGGCUAAGUGUAUUAAAAAUUGGCUUUAUUUUC
This is a messenger RNA of Carcharodon carcharias (great white shark), 3677 nucleotides long. RefSeq names its product N-acetyltransferase 10 (gene nat10). The record is from RefSeq and is a predicted model, not a curated record. Gene Ontology annotation, biological process: rRNA acetylation involved in maturation of SSU-rRNA. The coding region runs from base 171 to 3245 and encodes 1024 amino acids. NCBI's taxonomy places the organism in Eukaryota, Metazoa, Chordata, Chondrichthyes, Lamniformes, Lamnidae. Gene Ontology annotation, molecular function: ATP binding; tRNA binding; 18S rRNA cytidine N-acetyltransferase activity. The transcript is spliced from 29 exons. Gene Ontology annotation, cellular component: nucleolus; 90S preribosome.